Molecule: messenger RNA, 541 nt
Organism: Coturnix japonica (Japanese quail)
Lineage: Eukaryota; Metazoa; Chordata; Aves; Galliformes; Phasianidae
Product: dynein light chain 1, cytoplasmic-like
Biological process (GO): motile cilium assembly; intraciliary retrograde transport
Cellular component (GO): cytoplasmic dynein complex
Molecular function (GO): dynein intermediate chain binding
Source: RefSeq, a predicted model, not a curated record
CCAAUGGGAGGGUGCAGCGCGCGCGGGCCGCUUAAAGCGUUAGGGCGCGUUAGGGCGGCGGUGCAGCCAUUGGGAGCCAUGGGGGAGAACAAGGCCGAGAUCAAGGACACGGACAUGACGGACGAGAUGCAGAAGCAGGCGGUGCAGUGCGCGCUGCAGGCCCUGGAGCAGCACAGCCCCGAGUGCAACGUUGCCGCUAAUAUAAAGAGGGAGUUCGACAGGCGGUACAGCCCCACGUGGCACUGCGUGGUGGGGAGGAACUUCUCCAGCUGCGUGACACACGAGACCAACCACUUCAUCUUCGCGUACCUGGGCCACGUCGCUCUGCUGCUCUUCAAGUCCUCCUAGAGCUGCGUCCAGCCCCGUCCCUCCAUGGUGCAGCAGCUCUCACACGUGCCAGCUGAGCACACUGGGUGCGGCCAUUGCUGCAUGGCGUGAUGUUCUUGUUGUUCCUGGGGCAAACACACAAAGCAGCCCGUCGCUGUGUUCUCCUCCUUCCCUCAGCCGCUGCUCUCCCCAUAAAGUCGUUGUUCCUCUCAAA